AUGAAUACUCUCAGAGCAGAUAGGGGAAGGUUUGCACGGAUAUGUGUGGAACUUGACUUGACGGAGGCAGUGGUAGGCAAAGUUUGCAUCGAGGGGUUUUGGUAUAAGAUUGAAUAUGAAGGUCUCCAUGUCAUUUGCACCAAGUGUGGAUGUUACGGGAAUCGCAGUAGGGAGUGCAAGAUUCCAGCACAGGUGACUACUACAGUGGUGCGUCAGACAAAGAGCCCACCUGAUGGAACUCAGCCGGAAGCAGCCGCCAAGGAGACGGAGCCCCAAAAACCUAGAACUGAGGAGCCAGAAACGGAAGUUACGGAUUUGGUGGAGGACAAUAUGGAAGAGGCCGAAAUUCUCGUCCAAAAAGAUCCGGAAACGGCUGGUGAGAAAAAGGAGGAGACAGAGGAAAUUGAAUUAGAAGUUAUUGGAGAAUGGAUGACGGUGACCAAGAAAAAGAAGAAGACGCCGAAAUCUAUGCCAAAAGUUGGGGAGAAUCCUAAAAUUAAAAAAGGUGGGAAUCAUGGGAGCAAUCAUGGCUCCAAUAAUGGGCAAUCAUUUAGCAAAAAAGGGCACCACAAGCAGUGGGCCCCAGCACUGGCGAAAAAAAAAUGGCCGCAUCUAACUUUGUUAGCCUUGCCAGCAGUGGUCCCGUGGUUGAUGACUUAUCGGUGA
Lotus japonicus is the source of this 666-nucleotide messenger RNA. RefSeq lists its product as uncharacterized. The transcript has a single exon. The record is from RefSeq and is a predicted model, not a curated record. Bases 1 to 666 code for a protein of 221 amino acids. NCBI's taxonomy places the organism in Eukaryota, Viridiplantae, Streptophyta, Magnoliopsida, Fabales, Fabaceae.